Messenger RNA from Menidia menidia (Atlantic silverside), 1986 nucleotides. The record is from the annotation of a GenBank genome assembly. NCBI's taxonomy places the organism in Eukaryota, Metazoa, Chordata, Actinopteri, Atheriniformes, Atherinopsidae.
UCUGACGUCAAGAGAAUACACGUUUCAUUCAACAAGCAAGAAACUAAGUUAUUUAUAACCCGCUGCAUCUCCAGGUUGUGAUCCUUGAGUGCGCAGUGAAAGGAAUACUCCCCAUUGGACUGAUGUAGCAUGCCUCCAUAACAAAAGCCACACGGCUCAUGUGCUAUGGUGACAGACGGGUACGGCACACCAUAAUACAGACCAGGACGCGUCGAUGGGAAUAACCACAGCUGAACAUUUGGAUAUUGCAAACUUUAUGUUUUGAAUCAUUUUCUUUCCCUUUGCAUACCUCCCCGUUAGAUGUCACUGGGCACUUUGGACAUGGAAAACCUCCUCUCUGACCAGACCUACAACUCUGUGAAUUCAAUACUGAGAAGAUCUGUGACUGGCUGGAAAAUGGCAGAUAUUCUGGAGCUGCGCACAGAUGGAAACUCUCUCCUGAAAGCAGUAUGGCUCAGACGCUUGAGACUCACCAGACUCUUGUUAGAAGGAGGUGCCUAUAUCAACGAGAGCAACGAACGUGGGGAGACACCUCUCAUGGUGGCCUGCAUGUCAGCACACUCUGACCAGCAGAGUGUGAGCAAAUCAAAGCUUGUCAAAUAUCUGCUUGACAACCAGGCGGAUCCGAAUAUACAGGACAAAGCCGGCAGGACAGCUCUGAUGCAUGCUUGUAUUCACAAGGCUGGGCAUGAAGUAGUGGAUCAUCUCCUGAGCAACGGUGCUGAUCCGAGUCUGGAGGACAGGAGCGGGGCUUCAGCUCUGGUCUAUGCCAUCAAUGCAGAUGAUAAGGAGACACUGAAGUUGCUCUUGGAUGCAUGCAAGGCUAAAGGCAAGGAGGUCAUCAUAAUCACAACGGACAAGUCCCCAUCUGGCACCAAGACCACCAAACAGUAUCUAAAUGUCCCCCCAUCUCCAGAGCUGGUUGAGAAGUCAUCCUCAGAAUGCUGCGCCUCUCCCUCUGACGUUGAUGUUACUGCAUCUUCGGCGUCUGAACAAAAUCAACAGAACACUGUCUUCAGUUUCCAGACAAAACUCAAAUCGUCCAGUGCAGCUGCAAAGCUCACAAACGGGCCCACAUCUCCAACCCGCCGACCCGCUAACCCCAAGCGUGCGCGUUUGCCUCAGCUUAAGAGGCUGCAAUCAGAGCCCUGGGGACUGAUUGCUCCCUCGGUUCUGGCCGCAGCCGCUGCCCAUGAGGAGAGUAAGAAAGCAUCCCCUGAUGAGGAUGUCGUUGCAGGGGUGAAUGGACUCUCUCUGAGCAAGAGAUCGGCCUUGUCCCGGCAGAACAGUGUGGACGGGAAGGACAGCUUAUUCCCACUGGUAGGCGAGCAGCCUUGCAAAAUGACAACCUCAUUAUCGGUUCCUCCAACCUCUAAACCAUCGUAUGAAAGAUCUCUCGGCCAGCAUCAGCCGCUGGCCCGGCGCAGUACGGUUCCUAUGGAGCAGGAGAACAGCAGCCUCAGCAGCGGACUAGUCAGCCUGAGAGACACAAUGCAUCGGAGACGUCUGGGAAACGAUCACUAUGACUCAGAUUCACAGCUCUAUUCAGACUCUGCCAUGUUAGACUCUCCCAAGGUCCCAGUGGAACGACGGAAACUAAACGCUUCUCCUCUUGCAAUGCUGACUAGUUCGAGAGAAUCUCUUGACAGCAACACAAGCACAUCCUCUCCAAGCACAGCACGCAGGCGUGCACCUGGCCUCCUGGAGAGGAGGGGCUCGGGCACAUUGCUGCUGGACUACAUCUCCCACACCAGGCCUGGCCACCUGCCCCCUCUCAACAUCAACCCCAACCCUCCUAUUCCAGAUAUUGGGGCGAGCAACAAGUCAUCCUCACCCCUGUCAACUGGUAUUAGAUCUAUAGCUCCAGUAGCACCAAACACACCAAAGAAAGGAGGUCUCAAGAUGAAGAAGAAACUUGUGAGAAGGCACUCUAUGCAAGUGGAGCAGAUGAAACAGCUUUCUGAUUUUGAAGAGGUUGCUCAUUAG